AUGAAGCAAAUAUCAUACACUAGACCCGGCAAAAGCCUAGUGGUCUAACACUUUUUACUGUAUACUAACCAUUUUUAUAGUAUACAUUCAUAGCAUCUCAGGCAUACACACCAUGGGUAGAGAUAAAUAAGAAAGGAUUUAGACUGACAUUUUUAAAUCAUAACAUGGUGUAAUUUUAUUGUAAUUAUAUUGUAUUCAUUUAUAUACAUAUAUUCAACAUCCUAUUUGAUUGGAGUUAGAUACUCCUUAAGACUUUUACACACUUGUUUAGCAAUAAAGACCAAUAGAUUUAGAAAGACAAGCACCCUCAGUGAUAAAGAGGAAGUGUGUGCUGUUUAGUAUACAAUACGUGACUAGAGUCAGCGCCUGUAAGUGUCAAACCACAAAACUAUAACCCACCCACUCCAACAUUCAGACAAUAAUGUUUUCUUUUGAGAAAUGGAAGGGUACUUGCGCCUGUUACCCCUGUCUACCCACAUCCAUUUGCAUUUCGUUUCAAUUUUGAGCCUGAUCGGGGUUUCACAACUGUUCUGAAGUUCUAAGCUGUAAGAAAAGGAAAGCCAUCUGUGCACAACGGAAAUGGCACUUACCUGCAGUCUGGUGUCGAAUGUGUCUGAUGUGGCCCAUGUAACAUUCCAGCGCGUGGCCUACACACCUGUGUUCAUUUUAGGCCUCGUCCUGAAUGCCUCAGCAUUGUGGUGCUUCACGCGCAUCCCCCAGUGGACGGAAACUCACAUCUACAUGCUUAACCUCCUGCUAGCAGACCUCUUACUGACCCUUUUCCUGCCUGUCCGCAUAUUCGAGACCUACUGCCCCAUGUCCCCAGGGAUGUUUUGUACAUUUCUGAUCUGUGUGCAUUACUGCAAUAUGUAUGUUAGCAUUUUCACAAUCACAGCCAUCAGCAUCCAUCGUUACGUGGCCGUCAUGUUCCCUAUGCAAAAACAACCCUCAAGGGCCUCAGAGGCCAGGAGAAAGAAGAUAGCAAGCGGGACAUGUGCUUUUAUUUGGCUUGCAGUAAUAACAAUCUGCACAAUUUUUUCAAGAAAUAUGCUUCCAGACCAGCUGCUGACAUGCUAUUCGCGCAAACCUUAUAAAAAGAUGACCUUAGCGUUCUUAUUGGUUUUGGAGAUUCUUGGGUAUCUUCUGCCGAUAGUCAUCAUCACAACCUGUUCAACGCAAGCAAUCAGGACAAUUCUAAAGUCAUUAAAGAAAAUCCAUCAGCACUCAGAGGAUGAAAUUGUCGACAGCAGAAAAAGUGUUGUUGCCAUAAUCACAGCAAACAUGAUUGUAUUCAUGGUGUGCUUUACCCCGAUCCAUCUUGGUUAUGUGUUCAGAUACAUUUUUGGUCAUACAUUUCAUGUUUUUUAUGAUGUCGCUGAGUGUUUAGCAACAACAAACUGCUGCCUAGAUUCUGUGGGAUAUUACUUUUUGUUAAAAAAAAUUUUCAGAGACAAAAGAUAGUACGGGGGCCUAGUUUGAUAAUAAUAAUAUAUAUAUAUAUAUAUAUAUAUAUUUGGUCUUUCGGCUGCUCCUGGCGAGGGGUCACCACAGCAGACACGUGGUCCGCACAUACAA
Messenger RNA from Clarias gariepinus (North African catfish), 1575 nucleotides. Its product is annotated as G-protein coupled receptor 55-like. Gene Ontology annotation, molecular function: G protein-coupled receptor activity. Gene Ontology annotation, cellular component: membrane. Bases 580 to 1461 code for a protein of 293 amino acids. The transcript has 2 exons. NCBI's taxonomy places the organism in Eukaryota, Metazoa, Chordata, Actinopteri, Siluriformes, Clariidae. Gene Ontology annotation, biological process: phospholipase C-activating G protein-coupled receptor signaling pathway; positive regulation of Rho protein signal transduction. The record is from RefSeq and is a predicted model, not a curated record.